Molecule: messenger RNA, 2127 nt
Organism: Notolabrus celidotus (New Zealand spotty)
Lineage: Eukaryota; Metazoa; Chordata; Actinopteri; Labriformes; Labridae
Product: putative protein MSS51 homolog, mitochondrial
Exons: 7
Coding region: 622-1911 (429 amino acids)
Source: RefSeq, a predicted model, not a curated record
CAAAAAACUAGCUACAGAUACAGUUAGCUAGCUGAAUGAUGUUAGCUAGCUAAAUUAUAUUAGCUAGCUGAAUGAUGUUAGCUAGCUGAGGGAUGUUAGCUAGCUGAGCGAUGUUGGUUAGCUGAGUGAUUUUAGCUAGAUGAGAAACAGUAGCUAGCUGAUAGAUAGGGUCUCAGCUAGCUAACAUCACCCAACAUCGUAAGUGUAUUGUCAAAUCUUCUUGUUGCCAUCAUUGUUCUGGAAUAGGCUAUUUCAAAAACACAUUUACAGACACGGCAAAAUAUUCUGAAAUUUAAAGAAAAUACUGUUGGAACUUGGGGGAAGCAAAAUUCUUGUUUUUUUUUUGUUGAAACAUUUGGGUUUUCCUGACCUGCUUAAACAAAAGACAUAAUAAGCAGCAAGCUGUGCUGCUGCUGCUAAUGCUAGUUUGUUUGUCUGUGUACAGCUACAUGCAGGAUUAGUUACACAGCCUAAAGCUGUUAAAAUGACAAUACUAUUUAUGUUUUUACUUAGUAAACAAGUAAGUCUGGGCAUUGAGUUGGUAUUAGAUAGGAGAAAAUGGUUGAGGUCAUGGAGUACACCUGCACUUCACAGUAACAAGGGAAAGUUAAAGGUCACAACAUGGCAUCCCAAAUCCCAGCACCACCUCAGUCAUAUGCUCCAGGGACUGACAGCAUCUUCUCUGACAAGUCAGGCUUUUACUCUAUGGAAUCCAAUGUUCCUGGGCUCUCUAAGGUGAUUCUCAACAAGCUCAACAUGAAGGAUUAUGAGGAAUACAGGGCUGCUCUUGAGGGACCAGCUAAAGGAAUCAAGUUCCGCAACUACAAGGAGUUGUUUCAGAAGAUGGAGGAGACUUUCAAGUUCUGCACCAGCUGCAACAAACUUCCCGAGCAUCUCACAGAGGGACAGACGCUGAAGCGCUGUGUGAAAUGCUUGAAUGUUUACUACUGCACCAAGGACUGCCAGAAAAAGGACUGGCCUCAGCACAAAAAGGUCUGCAAAAUGCUGCGUCUGGUGGCCAUUGACAGACUGUUGGAGUGGCUGCUGUUCACUGGAGACCUCCCGUUCCCCACUGAGAAUUGGUCCAAGUCCACUGCUGAGGUGAGGAACUUGGACGACUGGCUUCCCAUGCAGGGGGAUCUCACACCACGUCUGGAUACCAUCUUGUCUAGUACCAACAUGACGACCCUUUGGAAGAAUGUCUGCAGACCCCGGCCAGAUGAUGCUGACCUCAAGGUGUCCCUAUGGCGGAUUCAGAGCGAGUUCCUCUCUCGCGUUCUCUCAGUUGGGAUGGCUGUGCAACAAUUCCGCCUUGACCCAUGUGCUAAACCGCUGACAAUUCACCUAGCAGGGGCGUCUCACACUGAGACCAUGGGAGGCAGACUGACCGACUACGAUGAACUGAACAAAAUGUUCCCUGGACAUCAGGGUAUUGAGAUUGUCAUGGUGGGACCAGAAGUGGUGGAUGGUCCCUUAAUGAGGCCUCCCCUCAUGGCAUUUGGUCCCAGGCAGAGGGUCUACAUCAGCGCCUACAAGGGCCUCUACCACCAGUUCUGGGAGGACGUACUGGAGACAGGGAACGCAGCCAAGCCAGAUUUGGUGUUUGGAUUUCAUCCUGGGUUCCAUGCUAACCAGGGUCUGAUAGAGGGUUGGUUGCCCACUCUUCUGCUCCUCAGAGAUUAUAACAUCCCUUCCUUCUUCACUAUGUACAGCGAGAUGGAACUCAAGCACUCGCUCCAGAUCCUGCUGGAGUUGGAGGUGCACAUCAAGGACAGUGGACCCAAUCCAUUCGCCUCACAGAAACCAGAGCAGGUCCAGUCCAGCCCCAACACAGCCCCUGUCUACUGCAACUCUCACUACAUUCGCUUCCAGGGAAUGCUGCCUCAAGAGGAGCCUUUGCCAGACAUUUAAGAGGACAGCUUAAGGACAAUUAGACCUGUUUGGAGUUCUAUAAGUCCUCUACCAUAAAGAAGUGGUUUUCAAGCUAAAAUUUUGGGACCUCCAGAGGCCCUUUAGGGACUUUCUUUAGUCUUUCAGAAAAGAACACCUGAUUGAACGAUAUGAGCACUGAAGCUAACACUCCAAUUUGGAUCAUAAAGGGCUUUUCACAGUAAAAAAAAAAAAAAA